AUGGGCUAUUCCAAGGAACUGGCGAUUGCGACAAAAGUUCUUGGCGUCGUCCUCGAUCUAGCACUGUACCGCAAGGGUGCGGCCUUUGUUGGCCAUGUACCUGCGAGCUGGCAUCACAAACGAACAGAGGGGGGGACGAGUUACUUGGCCUUGCCAAUUGGCCCUUCUCGGUUCCUGGCAGCUCUGCGACUCUUGCGCUGGACAUUUCAUCCUUCCUCACUGGAUGCUCUGCCUGUCGACGAUGUGCUUGCGGCUGGCCGCCCUGCCUCGGGAAGCCUUGUUUGUGAUACCAAGAAGGGUGCCAACCUCUUCAAGACCCGCUGUGCUCAGUGCCACACCCUGGAGGCUGGUGGCGGCAACAAGAUCGGCCCUGCUCUGCACGGCCUCUUCGGCCGCAAGACCGGCUCCGUCGACGGCUACGCCUACACCGAUGCCAACAAGCAGAAGGGCAUCACCUGGGACGAGGAGACUCUGUUCACCUACCUUGAGAACCCCAAGAAGUACAUCCCCGGCACCAAGAUGGCCUUCGGCGGUCUGAAGAAGGACAAGGACCGCAACGACCUGAUCACUUUCCUCAAGGAGUCCACCGCAUAA
This is a messenger RNA of Thyridium curvatum, 594 nucleotides long. RefSeq lists its product as uncharacterized. The transcript has 5 exons. Gene Ontology annotation, molecular function: heme binding; electron transfer activity. Gene Ontology annotation, cellular component: mitochondrial intermembrane space. Lineage: Eukaryota; Fungi; Ascomycota; Sordariomycetes; Thyridiales; Thyridiaceae. Gene Ontology annotation, biological process: mitochondrial electron transport, ubiquinol to cytochrome c; mitochondrial electron transport, cytochrome c to oxygen. The record is from RefSeq and is a predicted model, not a curated record. Bases 1 to 594 code for a protein of 197 amino acids.